AUGGAGGAGCAGAUCCCUAAGGUCUCUGAGCCUACGAGUGCUGCCGCGCCCAAGCAGGAAGAGCAGGACUUGCCGAAAUUGUCGCCGCAGGAGUUCAGGAUAUACAACAGAAUGGCAGAGCACAUGGAUAUGUUUCACGAGAACUUCCGUAGGACGUGGAACCUCUUGUACGGCGCAUGCGAGAGCAAGAAGCGACCAAGCGGUAUGAGCAUCCGUCAAUUCAUCGGUGUUGGCGACGAUUUUUGCCAUCAUCUCACUAUACACCACACUAUCGAGGAGCGCCACAUCUUCCCAAUCCUUGCUCGUAAGAUGCCGGCCUUCAAGAAAGAGCUCGAGUUGCUCACUCAGCACAAACAAAUCCACAAUGGACUCGACAAGUUUGAAGAGUACCUGGGCCAGUGUCGAAGCGGAGAGAAAGAGCUGCGCAUGGAAGAGAUGAAGGCCAUCCUAGACACGUUCGGUAAGGUCCUUUGGCAACAUCUUGACGACGAGGUGCAUGAGUUGAGGGCCGAGAACAUGCGCAAAUACUGGACGCCAGCUGAGAUGGCGAGGAUACCCAUUUAG
Messenger RNA from Aureobasidium pullulans EXF-150, 564 nucleotides. RefSeq lists its product as uncharacterized. The record is from RefSeq and is a predicted model, not a curated record. NCBI's taxonomy places the organism in Eukaryota, Fungi, Ascomycota, Dothideomycetes, Dothideales, Saccotheciaceae. Bases 1 to 564 code for a protein of 187 amino acids. The transcript is spliced from 2 exons.